AUGCCAGGCCAAAAGAUUGAAACGGGUCACGAGGACGUAAUCCACGAUGUGCAAAUGGACUACUACGGGAAGAGAGUUGCAACCGCCUCAUCUGACUGCACCAUCAAGAUAACCGGAGUCAGCAACAACGGUACAUCGCAGCACCUAGCUACAUUAUCCGGCCACCGAGGUCCUGUCUGGGAGGUCGCAUGGGCUCACCCAAAGUUCGGAUCAUACCUCGCUUCAUGCUCCUACGAUGGUCAAAUCAUACUCUGGAAAGAAGGCAACCAAAACCAAUGGACUCAAGACCACAUCUUCACAGACCACAAAUCCUCAGUCAACUCCAUUGCUUGGGCUCCUCAUGAGCUCGGACUAUCCUUGGCUUGCGGGUCAUCCGAUGGAAACAUCUCGGUUUUCACACUACGUGCUGAUGGUGGCUGGGACACAACCAAGAUCGACCAAGCUCACCCGGUUGGAGUCACUUCGGUCACAUGGGCUCCGUCGACUGCCCCUGGUGCUCUUGUGAGCUCCGGCUUGCUCGACCCGGUUUUCAAGCUGGCUUCCGGUGGGUGUGACAACACGGUGAAAGUGUGGAAGCUCUCUAACGGGUCGUGGAAGAUGGAUUGCUUCCCGGCGCUUCAGAAGCACACUGAUUGGGUCCGUGACGUGGCUUGGGCACCGAACUUGGGUCUCCCUAAGUCGACCAUAGCUAGUGGUUCGCAAGAUGGGAAAGUGAUCAUAUGGACUGUGGGGAAAGAAGGUGAGCAAUGGGAAGGUAAGGUUCUCAAGGACUUUAUGACUCCCGUGUGGCGUGUCUCGUGGUCGUUGACCGGUAACUUGCUGGCUGUUUCCGAUGGGAACAACAACGUCACCGUGUGGAAAGAGGCUGUCGACGGUGAGUGGGAACAGGUUACCACUGUGGAGCCCUAG
Microthlaspi erraticum is the source of this 909-nucleotide messenger RNA. The record is from the annotation of a GenBank genome assembly. NCBI's taxonomy places the organism in Eukaryota, Viridiplantae, Streptophyta, Magnoliopsida, Brassicales, Brassicaceae.